This is a messenger RNA of Phycodurus eques (leafy seadragon), 4979 nucleotides long. It is a transcript of the gene zbed4, whose product is annotated as zinc finger, BED-type containing 4. The record is from RefSeq and is a predicted model, not a curated record. Lineage: Eukaryota; Metazoa; Chordata; Actinopteri; Syngnathiformes; Syngnathidae. Gene Ontology annotation, molecular function: DNA binding; protein dimerization activity. The transcript has 2 exons. Bases 452 to 4171 code for a protein of 1239 amino acids.
CGGCCGGAAGUGCUCCUUGGACGAACAUCAAAGUGGUGUCGCGCAAUGAAUGUCCAUAUAUCAUCAUCCCCCCGCCACCGCCCCCUUUGCCGUUCCUAAAGCGCCCCGGUGACAUCAUUAAAAACCUUCCUUCCGUCCGACGCUGUGUGGAGCUGCUUCGGCCGAACGUGCAGACAAAAGCAACAAAGUGAAGCCCCCAGUCCGGAUCAAUCAAAUGUGGCACAAUUAACCGUUUAUGGGCCGAAACGCUGUGGCAACACUUCACGGUUGUGUGUGGAGAGGUGGAACUAUUUGGGUUAUAAAUGGAGAGGGACAAGGUGGCAUUCUGUGACCCGAACAGCCACACAAACAUAACAACACCUGCAUGAGAGCCGCCCAGCCAAUGACCCGAAGUAAUCCCAUUUGACAAGGCAGACCUGACGAACAAGACAGAAAUCUUUAGGCUGCUGCCAUGGACAGGCAGGAAGAGGUGUCUCGCGUGAGUGAGGAUUCACUCAAUAGCUCCAUAGAAAAGAAACGAGAGGCAAAAGGGACUUGCCUGAAAAUCGAGGGGCAGGAUGGAUACGUCUUUAAAUCCUACAGCAUGAAGCCACGCGAGACAACUGAUGCAAAUUCAUCGUGUUUCUCAAAAACACUGGACAAAGACCUUUUCUGCUCAAGCCAUCUUUCUUCUCAGGGUGACAAACAGUUGGAGUCUGACGCAAAAAAAGAAACUGAUCCGGCCUCUCCAUCUCUUUCAAGCAAAUGGCUCAGCAUCCAUCCAGACGAAAAUACAGACAAUGAAAAAUAUGAAAAUGAGCCCACUCAGCAUAUCAAAGAUGAAAGUCGAGAUACAAAUGAUUUAGAGGAUGAAACACAAGAUUUUGAAAGACUAGCAUUUGGUAGCUCAUUUGGACCGUUUUUGACUCGAGAUGGGGACGACUAUAGUAAUUUAUUAAGUGGCUAUACGAGCACUCUUUAUGAUGUUGCAAUGGAUGCUGUCACCCAGAGCCUUUUGGCAUCGAUGAGAAGUCAAAGCAACCCACGGAAAAAAUCUCCCGCAUGGAAUCAUUUCUGUAUAUCGCCGAGGGACAAUACCAAAGCAAUCUGUUUAUAUUGCAUGAAGGAGUUCAGUCGGGGCAAGAAUGAAAAAGACCUCAGUACCAGUUGUUUGAUGAGGCACGUACGAAGGGCUCACCCGACGAUGCUUUUCCAAGAGGGAGCAGAUGCACCGACACCAAAUCUGAGUACUUCAGCCUCCUCCUUGAUCCCUUCGUCCCCAAACUCGCCAAAAAACGGAGACAUAAACAGCUUGCUGUACUCCGGGUCAAAAAACACUUCACCGUCCACAUCCUCGGCUGAAAAUUCAGACUUGUCAUCCAAAGAAGUGUUGUCCAAAGUUGAACCAAAACUUGAACCAUUUUCUAACAUGGACGCAAUCUACAGUGCGCUUGACUCUUCACAUUCCAGUGAAAACAACCUCGAAGAGAUAUCUGACGCAGGGCACGAGCGCCUUCCGAGCAACCCAAAAAGCUCGAGUUCCCGUCGGAGAUCGGCCGUAUGGAAACACUUCUACCUUUCACCCGUGGACAGUUCCAAAGCGGUAUGCAUCCACUGCAUGAAUGAAUUCAGCAGGGGCAAGAAUGGGAAAGAUCUCGGGACGAGCUGUCUUAUUCGUCAUAUGUGGCGGGCGCACAAAGAGGUUGUCAUUGAGGAAAAUGGACUGGGCAAUCACAUUCCUCCACCCUACUCAAACCCGUCUUCACUGCUGUCACGCACACUGUUACAUGACCCGCUGGACAUAAAAAAGGAAUCGCCUCUUCUCCCGUCUUCACCGGAAACGAUAUUAGAUGAGCUACCGCAGACUACGGUGGAAAGCAUGGAUAUCAAAGAGGAAUCUGACGAGGCGAUGCUUCUGACUGAACAGGAGUCCUCUCUCCAUCUGCCCGGUGCUCACGGGCAGGAUACGCCCUCAACCUCCUCACCAUGUGAUCUCUCUGAGGUUCCCAGCCACAACCAGAAUCAUGUUAUUUUCGAGCAAAACAAGAAAAUCAUGAAACGGGUGAAAUCAGAAGUUUGGCAACAUUUCAUUGUGUCACCAGUUGACCAGUUAAAAGCACUGUGCCGUUACUGUCCGUGCGUCAUCAGUCGAGGGAAACGGGGGGACUUUGGUACAAGCUGUCUAAUGAGGCACCUCAUGAGGCGCCACCCAGACGUCCUCCAAAACCAAAAAGCUGCAGAUGACAAAGAGCCCUCCCCCCAACCCUACAUCACACCAGACGACGUUUCAGCCAAAGAAACUGAAAGCCCCGCCAGCAAGAAAAAGCCACAAACUGUUUUCAGUAAGAAGACAUCCAAACUGUGGAACCAUUUUUCAAUUUCACCCGCUGACCCCACCAAGGUGGUUUGUUUGCACUGUAGCCGCACUAUUAGCAGAGGCAAAAAGACUACUAACCUCGGCACAAGCUGCCUCUUCAGGCACAUGCAAAGGUUUCAUGGACAUUUUCUUGAAAGCAACAACGCUAUCUCAGGUGAAGCACCGUCUGCUGGAAUUCACGUCAAACAAGAGCUCCUGGAUAUGUCGGUUUACAAAACGGAACAGAACCACGGGAGGUUUGAUGAACACCACCCGGUUGCCAAAAAAAUUACCAAACUUAUUGCUGAAAUGCUUGCACUGGAUCUUCAGCCAUCAGCUAUGGUGGAGAAUGCUGGACUGAGCAGACUUCUCGAGUACCUCCAGCCUCAGUAUUGUCUCCCACCCUCCUCUUACUUUACCAGCACUGCAAUACCAGAGAUGUAUGAAAAGGUGAGGGACGUUGUGCUGACACAUCUGAAAGAGGCCGAGGGUGGAGUCGUCCACUUCACGACGAGUAUUUGGGUCAGCAGCCAGACAAAAGAAUACUUGACCCUCACUGCCCACUGGGCGACGUACGAAUCGAGCGUCAGACCCCAGGGCCAGGACUUUCACUGUUCAGCUCUUCUCAGCGUGUCCCAAAUAGACUGUGAUCAAGAUAUGCAUGACAUCCCCAAGCAGCUCGAGUAUCUGUGGGAUUCUUGGAUCACGUCACCGGGUCUGAAGAGGGGUUUCACUGUAACUGAUAAUGCCAACAUAAGAAACAAUCUGGAGGACCACGGCCAUGUCACUGUGCAGUGUUUUGGCCACACCAUCGACCUCAUUGUUAGUGAAGCCAUAAAGAGCCAGAGGAUGGUUCAAAACCUUCUGAGUAUCGCUCGGAAGAUCUGCGAACGUGUGCACCGCUCGGCCAAGGCUAAAGAGAAGCUGGUCGAGCUCCAGAGGGACCACCAGUUACCAGAGAACCAACUCAUUCAGGACAUCCCCUCGAAAUGGAGGACCUCCUUCCUAAUGCUGGAGCGGCUGGUGGAACAAAAGAAAGCCAUUGACGAGAUGUCAAUUGAGUGCAAUUUCAGGGAAAUUAUCAGCUGCGACCAGUGGGAGGUGAUGCAGUCCGUCUGCAACGCGCUGAAACCUUUCGAGGUCGCCUACCGGGAAAUCCGCAACCGCACUGCCACUCUGGGACAAGUGAUACCGCUCAUUCACAUCCUGAAUAGAAAGAUUGACCUGCUAUUCGACGAGACCGUGGGCAUAGACAACAUGCUCAAGUCUCUCAAAGAAGCCAUGGUAAGCAGGAUGUCGGCCACUCUGAACGACCCGCGCUUCACCUGGGCGACCAUGCUGGACCCACGAUACAAGACUUCAUUAUUCACUGAGGAAGAAGGAGAACGAUGUAAGCAAGAGCUGAUCCAGGAGCUGGACCUGUUUUCUUCUACCUCUUCACUGCCCAACGCUUGUAACGAGGCCCCGGUGUCUGACGGCGUCCCUUCCCACAGGGACAACAUCUGGUCCCUGAUGGCAGACUUGAGGCAAAAAGUGAAACACGAGGAAAAACCAAAGUCCUCCGAACUGGCAGUGCUGGAGUACCUCGAGGAGGACAUACUUGAUCAAAGCUGUGACCCGCUCGACUACUGGAACCUGAAGAAGUUCCUGUGGCCCGAGCUCGCCAAAGUAGCCGCCCGUUACGUGGGCUGCCCUCCCAGCACCGUCCCGGCCGAGGCACUGUUCAGCACGGCGAGCGUCAACUGUGUCCUGAACCAUCCCAGGCCUACGCUGGAAAACAUGGAGGGUCUGCUCUUCCUCAAGGUCAACCUCCCGCUCAUUUAUUUUAAAUAUUGAUGAAACAUUAACUUGAAAAGCCCUUUUAUUAAUUAAGGACCAAGAGACAUACAGUAGCUGUGAAUUGGGGUGUUCUAUUGUGUGAUGUACAGUAUCACUUAAACAUUGAUCUUAUUUCAAUGCUGCAGCCAGGUUUGUUUGGAUCGGGGGGGGGGGGGUGGAUUGGGUUAAUUGUAUUGUGUGUACUACUGUUUGAACACUUUGAAGAAGUUUUCAUGAAAAGUCUCAGUGAGAGGUGCAUCAGGGAGGGAGGGGUUUUGUAGCUGUAGGGGUUGUGCGUUUGCUCAUUAAUAAGUGUGUGUUUUUUCUCUCGACUCUCUCCUUGUGCCUUAUCCAAAUGUACUUCAGGUCAAACUGCUGUAAAUAUUAUAGUGAAUCUGCGCAAUCCACUUCAGGUUUGCCGCUGAAUAUUCUCGAUUACUGAUGCAGAGUUUUCUUGAUGAAAACAAGGCCCAAAAAUAAAUGCUGUGACUGAAAAAGUUUUAACUUAAUAUUAUUUAAUUUUCAUUGUGUAAUUGUGGCUCAUGGUACUGUCAUUUAGAGAUUGACACAUUUUUACUUGAAUUGUUUUAAUAAGACUUAAGAUAAUGCUGUAUUUUCAAGAAUUAAGAGGUUUGGAAUAUACAAUGUCUCGUAAUAAGCACAAUUUGGGUUUAUGUUGGGAUUAAUUUAUGGGUUUGAGUCAAGAAAUGUACUGUGCAUUUUAUAAGAAAUUCUGAACUUGAUUUGAUAAAUGUUUUAGAAUUUAACUGGAACCACGCAAAUAUUGCGGCCCGUUGUAAAUAAAGGUUUUCCUUAUGUUACGCGA